UCCUUGAAAGUGCAGUACUUGACACAGUCCAUGUAUUGAGAAAAAACGCUACUCUUUUUCGCUAGUACUCUCUUUGGUCCAGUUAUUGUGAGACGGAAUGAAGAGCUUCGUAUUGUGUAUUUUCGUUGUUAUCUGUAUCAGGAGCUGUGUGUCUACAAGCAACAUUUCGACCACGACUGCUACGGCAACAAAGCGACCGACACCUUCGACAACUCCACUUUCUCCGACACGUUCGAAAAGCUCAUCGCCAAGUACUACGGUCUUGACUACCACAAGUAACAAUAGAACAAGCACAUUUAGUCCACCAACUUCAAGUCCAACAACUGAAACGACCUGUUCACAGAAGAACACAUCAUGUGGUGACUGUGUCAAAGAUGUCAGUUGCUUUUGGUGCGCCGCGGAUGUCUCAUGUAAGAAGUACAAGGCGAGCAUCAAGAUCAUUCCUCACAACUGCAAUGGAAAUAAAUGGUAUUGGAAGCAGUGCUUUGUUGCAGGUUCUGUUCUAAUUUAUGUCAUUCCAAGUGUGGUUUUUGUGGUCCUCGUGUUAACUGGCUGCUGUGUUUACUGUCUGUGCUGUCGAAAACGCAGACAACGAAAUUACCAAAGAGAAGACAGAAAGAUGCAGAAAAGACGGGAAGAGGCACAGAAACGAAAUGCUGAGAGAAGAGCAGAAAGGAAAAUCAGAACUGACGCAAUUCGUCAAAAGUAUGGACUGCUUACAAAUGAAGAUGACGGCGAACUUGCAUAGGGGGAAGACAAAAACCAAUGCUACUAAAUCAGUUAAAAAAGUGGUACUUUCACCACCACAAUUUUGUUACUUAAAUUUUGUACUUGCACAUAUUUUCACCUUUGAAAUCCUGGUCACUCUCACCCUUUGACCUCUAAGAGUGACUAGCAUCUAAUUUCUCCUUACAUUAUCACCCCUGAAUCAACCAUUAAGGUCAGGAGAAUAAAGAAAAUGAUCACCAUCAAAAGAAACCUCUUGAUUGGUAAACACAUUCUCCCUGUCAACACCUAAGAAAAUGUACGGAGAAUAUACAUUUUGUUGUUAGGGUGAAAAUAGUGAGUCUUUUCCUGGUGGUUUGCAAGAUUCAUUCUCGAUUCCUAUUGAUAAAUUAACAUUAAUAACAUAACCACAAGACAUUGACAAAAGAAUACCUUAUUGGACCUGCCUGCCAUAAGAAGACAUUAUCUCCUUUAGUUCUCCAUGCACCUUACCAAAUUUUGACCUCUGCACUUUUUAGAAGUUACUGCAUUUAACAUAUAUCAGGGUAAUCAGUUACCUAUAAGCUGAGCAAUUUUUUUACAGAAAUUUUGGAAGUGAAGCUGUCAAAAAGAAUAGCAUUGACAGCUUUGUCUUAUCACUGAGCAUUUAAACUAUCCUAGUAUGAAAUAAAUCGAUAACAUAUUUACAUCAUUAUAAAAUAUGCUUAUUUUAAUAUUUAUUUUGAACAAAAUUUAUUUCCUUGUACUUUUAUAUCAGCCUGCCUUCAUUCGCCUCAAUCACUACAAGAUAGGAAGGGAGUUUUGUGGGAAUUACUGUUGAUUUUCAAGUUUGUAACAUGAGGUGUACCAAGAUAAAAAUAUUCGUAGUAAGAAGCAGAGCUUUUUGACAGAUUUGUGCCUAUAUAACUUUACCUUUCAGAGAUUUUAAUAGUAUUAUACAAGGCCCAUCUGUUCCUGGAGGGUCUGAGGCAUGUACCCCUGGAAAAUUUUGAAUUUGUGGCUGUGCCUAGAGGGAUAUUCCUGCGUUUUCGGCCUCUAUUUUUUUUUUCAUUAAAUUUGAAGAAAAUCAUUCCCGUGUGUACAAAUUACAUCUGAGUGAAAGCAACAAAGGGUACAGUCAGCUCUUUACAAACUGGUAGAUCUACCUGCUUCUUGGGAAUAAAUUCCUUUCUUGAAAACUCUAUCCUAAAUUUUCAUUUGAAGAUUUAGUAAUUUAAUUGACAACACCCUCAUUAAUUGAUGUAGAAAUGAUGCAAAGAGUGUAUGGUUGCUUGCUGAUCGUAUUUAUUGAACAUUGCUGUUACACUAGACUUUGAAGUGGGAUCAGAUGAUCUCUAGCAUUUAAUUUUCGAAUAGUUUCUUCUUUGUACACAUUACUUUUAACUAGAUAGAUUUUCAAGGAUGUUUACAAGCACAGUGCCAGUUGUGGUGGUUGAACAAGUUUACCUCAGAUGUCUUUAUCAAACACUUAUAAAAACUGUCAAACCUGAAAUUAAUGCAGAUUAGAACCUUUUGGCAGCCUGCUGCAUAUUCAGAUGUCCAUUUUUCAAAAGUAUAGUUAUUGCAUCUUAGGAGGUAUAUCACUUCCUCUGAUGUGCCAAGUUCCAAAAAUAUCCUUCAUUGUUCAUAAUAUUUAUUAACAUAGAGAAAUAUAAUUCUAAUGAUAUUCUAUCUUUCUUUAGUUUAUAAUUAAAUAUUGAAAGGAUG
This is a messenger RNA of Stylophora pistillata, 2433 nucleotides long. RefSeq lists its product as uncharacterized. The record is from RefSeq and is a predicted model, not a curated record. Gene Ontology annotation, cellular component: cytoplasm; nucleus. Gene Ontology annotation, biological process: protein import into nucleus. NCBI's taxonomy places the organism in Eukaryota, Metazoa, Cnidaria, Anthozoa, Scleractinia, Pocilloporidae.